Molecule: messenger RNA, 2391 nt
Organism: Cyphellophora europaea CBS 101466
Lineage: Eukaryota; Fungi; Ascomycota; Eurotiomycetes; Chaetothyriales; Cyphellophoraceae
Exons: 1
Coding region: 1-2391 (796 amino acids)
Biological process (GO): peptide metabolic process
Cellular component (GO): mitochondrion
Molecular function (GO): metalloendopeptidase activity
Source: RefSeq, a predicted model, not a curated record
AUGCACAAGGUCCUCCGACGGCAAUGGACCUGCACCAAAUGUCUCCGCCAACAAGUCCGCCGUGAGUCUACUGCUGCUGCUGCUGCUGCUGUCGCCUCCGCACCGCACACGCGUUUCAACGAUGCCUACGUGCAGGCGCGACCCAAGACCGAUGGCGACGCCCUCAGAAAUGUGUUCAACGACCUAGAUUACUACCUCCACUUUUCGCGGUCUGCACUAGGGAAGAGCUCGGGCUUGAUAGGCAAUAAACACCUUACAACGCCUCGCGGCUUUCAGACCUUCGCAGAGACAUCUCUGGCCGAAUGUAAGAAGCUCGUCGAUCGGACGCUCCAGGCAUCCACCCUUGACGAAUAUGUCGCGCUGCCUCAAGAUCUGGAUCGUUUGAGCGAUCUGUUGUGUCGCGUGAUCGACCUUUCUGAUUUCGUUCGCACGAAUCACCCAGACCCCAAAAUCGCAACCGCCGCAACAACCUCCUAUUCAAAAAUGUUCCAAUAUAUGAACGAGCUCAAUACCACGACAGGCUUGAAUGAUCAAUUGAGGAAGGCGUGGAGCAUUCCCGAAGUACGUGCCCGCUGGAGCCGCGAGGAGGUCAUGGUUGCCCAAAUUCUGAUGAAAGACUUUGCAAAAUCCGGCAUCGACUUGCCAGCGAAGCAGCGGGACGAGUUCGUGGAGAUAUCCAACCAGAUCGCACAGGUUGGUACGGACUUCACCAUGGAAAUGGAGCCCGCUCGCGCGCAUGUUGCCGUUGACUCGUCCAACUUGACUGGCCUAGAUCCGUCUGUGAUCAAGCGCCUGACGCUUUUCGCAAAGGCACAAGUCCCGAUAUACAGUUCGAGUUCCAAGCUGGCCAUGACCUUCGCUCAUGAUGCUCCUACCCGACAACUAAUCUAUGAGGCCGAACGUAGCGCGUCAAAGAGAACGAUUGCUCGGCUGGAGCAGUUGCUGCUCAAGCGGGCCAAACUUGCCCAGCUGACCGGCUACUCUGAUUAUGCCCACAUGACACUGGCCGACAAGAUGUCCAAGACCCCUCAAGCCGUGAACAAUUUCCUGCAGUCAUUGAACCAGAGUAACAAAGGGCAGAUUCACACCGAGCUGGCACAGCUACUCGAAGUGAAGCGCCGAACAGAUCCUACGGCUACAACAGUCGACGCUUGGGACCACAAUUACCUUCUUGACAAGCUGUCCAGAAGUCAGCCACGGCCGGGCUUGCGAGCGUCGAAAUCACGCCUCUUUGAGACAACUAAAGCAUAUUUCUCGCUGGGCAAUGUGAUGCAGGGUCUGUCAAGUCUGUUUGAAUCAUUAUAUGGCGUUCGUCUGGUGCCAAAGGCAACGCUAUCUGGAGAAACAUGGGACUCUGAAGUUCGUCGCUUAGAUGUGUACACCGAAAAAGACGAGCACAUUGCCACAAUGUAUUGUGACCUGUUUUCGAGACCGGGGAAACCACCAAAUCCAGCUCACUUUACCUUGGCCUGCUCCCGCCAGAUAUCGGAUGAAGAGCUGCAUGAAGCUGACCAGAACGGCCAGCCUCUGAACAAUGGUAUGCCGACUUUACAGCAAGCUGACCCUGUAUCGGGUCGGAUCAAAUAUUUCCAGAUUCCAGUCAUUGCGCUGGUGUGCGACUUCCCAGCAAACCACCAUGUGAGCACACCCUCGCUUCUCAGCCCGACGAGUGUCAUCACUCUAUUUCACGAGAUGGGGCACGCAGUACACAGCAUCCUCGGCAGGACUUCAAUGCAAGGAAUCGCAGGCACUAGAUGUGCGACCGACUUCGCUGAGCUGCCAUCUAUCCUAAUGGAGUACUUUGCCAUGAAUCCAGAUGUGCUUAAACUUUUUGCACGCCAUUGGGAGACUGGCGCCGUGAUGCCCGAUGAGAUGAUUCAAGCGUUGAAGGCCGAGCAGAGGAACCGCGCCGAGCAAUCAGGUGGAUGGGAGACCGAGACUCAGAUUCUCAUGGCCAUGCUGGAUCAGACCUACCACUCUGGCGGGCCGGUAGCAGCAUUGCCACGAGGGCGGUACGAUUCCACCGAAGCAUAUCACCGCGUCUGGGAUACGCACGGCAGCAUCUCCGAGCCUCAUUCAACGGCCUGGCAGGGCUUCUUCGGUCACCUGUACGGCUAUGGAGCCACUUACUAUUCUUAUUUGUUUGACCGGGCAAUUGCACGACAAGUCUGGCGAUCAGUCUUUCGAGAUGGAGCUGAUGCCGGAGCUGUUGACAGGCUAGCUGGACAACACUUUCAGGACGAAGUGCUUCGAUGGGGAGGUGGGAAAGACCCAUGGCACUGUCUAGAAGGACUGAUGGGACAGGAAAAAGGUGUGCUCGCCGAAGGCGGUGAAGCUGCCAUGCUAGAAGUCGGACGAUGGGGCAUAGACGCAGGUGUAGACGGUGUCUGA